AUGCAGAGGUUCUCGAGGCUUGGCCGCGUCGGCCAGAGCUUCGCUUCGCGCAGGUCAUUGGCCACUGUCAGCGAUGCACCGCUCUCCCGCAAGGUCGAAAUGACCAACUGGGAGAAGGGCAACUACAUCAACUACCAGAAGAUGUCGGAGAACCUCAAGAUUGUUCGCGGACGCCUCAACCGCCCGCUUGCUCUCGCCGAGAAGAUUCUCUACUCUCAUUUGGACGACCCCCACAACCAGGACAUCGAGCGCGGCACCAGCUACCUGAAGCUCCGUCCUGACCGCGUUGCCUGCCAGGAUGCCACCGCUCAGAUGGCCAUUCUCCAGUUCAUGUCCGCUGGCAUGCCUUCGGUCGCAACCCCUUCCACCGUCCACUGCGACCACUUAAUUGAGGCCCAGGUUGGCAACGAGAAGGACUUGGCUCGCGCCAUCGACAUCAACAAGGAGGUCUACGACUUCCUGUCCACAUCUUGCGCUAAGUACAACAUUGGUUUCUGGAAGCCCGGCUCUGGUAUCAUCCACCAGAUCGUUCUCGAGAACUACGCUUUCCCCGGUGCGCUCCUCAUCGGUACCGACUCUCACACUCCCAACGCUGGUGGUCUCGGUAUGGCCGCCAUUGGUGUCGGUGGUGCUGACGCCGUCGACGUCAUGGCUGGUCUCCCCUGGGAGCUGAAGGCCCCCAAGGUCAUCGGUGUCAAGCUCACCGGUAAGCUCUCUGGCUGGACUUCUCCCAAGGACAUCAUCCUCAAGGUCGCUGGUAUCCUCACCGUCAAGGGUGGAACUGGUGCCAUUGUCGAGUACCACGGACCCGGUGUCGAGUCCCUGUCCUGCACUGGCAUGGCCACAAUUUGCAACAUGGGAGCUGAGAUCGGUGCCACCACCUCCGUCUUCCCCUUCAACGACCGCAUGUACGACUACCUGAAGGCCACCAAGCGUCAGCACAUUGGUGACUUCUCCCGUGAGUACGCUCACGAGCUCCGCGAGGACGAGGGUACCGAGUACGACCAGCUCAUCGAGAUCAACCUUGACGAGCUCGAGCCCCACAUCAACGGUCCCUUCACUCCCGAUCUGGCCACCCCCAUCAGCAAGUUCGCUGAGGCCGUCAAGGCCAACAACUGGCCCGAGGAGCUCAAGGUCGGUCUCAUCGGCUCCUGUACCAACUCUUCGUACGAGGACAUGACCCGUGCUGCCUCCAUUGCCGAGGACGCCAUGGCCCACGGCAUCAAGUCGAAGGCUCUGUUCACUGUUACGCCUGGAUCCGAGCAGAUUCGCGCCACCAUCGAGCGCGACGGCCAGCUCAAGACCUUCGAGGAAUUCGGCGGCAUGGUUCUCGCCAACGCCUGCGGACCCUGUAUCGGCAGCCAGUGGGACCGUCGCGAUGUACCCAAGGGAACUGACAACUCCAUCAUCUCCUCGUACAACCGCAACUUUACGGGACGCAAUGACGCAAACCCCAGGACGCAUUCUUUCGUAACAUCGCCCGAUCUCGUUGUCGCUAUGUCAAUCGCCGGCAAUCUGUCCUUCAAUCCUUUGACUGAUGAGCUUACGGGCGCCGAUGGCAAGAAGUUCAAGCUCAAGGAGCCCUCUGGUCAGGGUCUCCCUGCCAACGGCUACGACCCAGGCCAGGACACCUACCAAGCUCCUCCUGCUGACCGCGAGUCCGUCAACGUUGCCGUUUCCCCCACCUCCGACCGUCUCCAGAUCCUCUCUCCCUUCGAUGCCUGGAACGGCAAGGAUGCCGAGGAUCUCCCCAUCCUCAUCAAGUGCCAGGGCAAGACCACCACUGACCACAUCUCCAUGGCUGGUCCCUGGUUGAAGUACCGUGGACACUUGGACAACAUUUCCAACAACAUGUUGAUCGGUGCUAUCAACGAGGAGAACGGCGAGGCCAACAAGAUCAAGAACUCUCUCACCGGCGAGUACGGUGCCGUCCCCGAUGUUGCCCGUGACUACAAGAAGAACGGUGUCAAGUGGGUCGUUGUCGGUGACUGGAACUACGGCGAGGGUUCUUCCCGUGAGCACGCUGCCCUUGAGCCUAGGCACUUGGGUGGUCUUGCCAUCAUCACCCGCUCCUUUGCUCGUAUUCACGAGACCAACCUGAAGAAGCAGGGUAUGCUGCCCUUGACCUUCUCUGACCCCGCCGACUACGAGAAGAUCGGCCCCAACGACAAGGUUGACAUCAAGUGCACUGAGCUCGCCGUUGGCCAGCCCAUCACCAUGGUCGUCAAGCCCGCCAACGGCGACAAGGCGUUCGACAUCAAGCUCUCGCACACCUUCAACGAGGGCCAGAUGGAGUGGUUCAAGAACGGUUCCGCCCUCAACACCAUGGCUAAGGCCCGCAAGUAA
Ascochyta rabiei is the source of this 2346-nucleotide messenger RNA. Its product is annotated as Aconitate hydratase. Gene Ontology annotation, biological process: tricarboxylic acid cycle. Gene Ontology annotation, molecular function: 4 iron, 4 sulfur cluster binding; aconitate hydratase activity. The transcript is spliced from 5 exons. The record is from RefSeq and is a predicted model, not a curated record. Lineage: Eukaryota; Fungi; Ascomycota; Dothideomycetes; Pleosporales; Didymellaceae. Bases 1 to 2346 code for a protein of 781 amino acids. Gene Ontology annotation, cellular component: mitochondrion; cytosol.